UUUAUCAUAUUUGUCGGUCUUUGCUAACUCUUGAAAACCCCUUUAAUAAUAUCAUCAUGCUUUUUGCUUUGUGUCAUUCAAUGAAUUGAAUCUCUCACUCGCUCAUUAUCUUCCAUCUUCGCCACUAAACAAUUCCAAAUGCUUUAUCAUUCCACCAUUCACAAGUGAUUUGUGGAGAAGGUUAGGUUUAUUGGCUGAUUUUGUGUGAUUUGGUGAAGUUUUGGAGUGUUUGGUGAAGUAGAUUGGGUGAAUUGAAUUGGAUAAUUUGCUUGUUUGUAGUUUGGUUUGAUAUAAAGUGAGUUGAAAUGAGUGUGGUGGGGUUUGACAUUGGUAAUGAGAACUGUGUCAUUGCUGUGGCAAAGCACCGUGGGAUUGAUGUUCUGUUGAAUGAUGAAUCAAAGCGGGAAACCCCGGCUGUUGUUUGCUUUGGCGAGAAGCAGCGGUUUUUGGGUUCUUCUGGAGCUGCUUCCGCUAUGAUGCAUCCUAAGUCCACGAUAUCUCAAGUAAAGAGAUUGAUAGGUCGGAGAUUUCAAGAUCCUGAUAUGGAAAGGGAUCUGAAAAUGCUCCCUCUUGAAACUUCUGAAGGCCCGGAUGGUGGCAUUUUGAUUCAUUUGAAAUACUUGGAGGGGACUCAUACGUUUACCCCGGUUCAAAUAAUGUCCAUGCUCUUUGCUCACUUGAAAACUAUGACAGAGAAAGAUUUGGAGACAUCCAUCUCGGAUUGUGUUAUUGGUAUUCCAUCAUACUUCACUGACUUGCAGAGACGGGCAUAUCUUGAUGCAGCGAAAAUUGCAGGGUUGAAGCCUUUGAGAUUGAUACAUGAUUGUACUGCAACUGCCCUUAGUUAUGGAAUCUACAAAACAAAUUUUCAAAGUUCAGGUUCAACUAAUGUUGUGUUUAUUGACAUUGGUCAUUGCGAUACUCAGGUCUGCGUUGCAACAUUCGAGUUAGGGCAAAUGAAGAUACUUUCACAUACUUUUGACAGGAGCUUAGGAGGGAGGGACUUUGACGAGGUUCUAUUUACUCAUUUUGCCGAAAAAUUCAAGGAACAGUACAGCAUCGAUGUGUAUUCUAAUGCCAAGGCAUGCAUUAGGCUGCGUGCGGCGUGUGAGAAAAUGAAGAAAGUUUUGAGUGCAAAUCUUGAGGCACCGUUAACUAUUGAGUGUUUGAUGGAUGAGAAAGAUGUUAAGGGAUUUAUCACAAGGGAAGAAUUUGAGAAGCUGGCAUCAGGACUAUUGGAGAGAAUUUCUAUACCUUGCACUAAAGCAUUAUAUGAUGCAGGUUUGACUGCAGAUAAGAUUUCUUCUGUAGAGCUAGUUGGUUCAGGUUCUAGGAUUCCAGCAAUAAGUACAUUAUUAUCUUCACUGUUUGCGAGAGAACCGAGCCGGAAGCUGAAUGCAAGUGAGUGUGUAGCUCGUGGUUGUGCUCUACAGUGCGCAAUGCUCAGUCCUACAUACCGUGUGAGAGACUAUGAGGUCCAGGAUAUCAUUCCUUUUUCAUAUGGACUUUUAUCAGAUGAAGGUCCAAUUUGUGCAGGAUCAGAUGGUGUAAUUUUUCCCAAAGGCCAAUUUAUUCCAAGUACUACAGUCCUACAACUCCGGCGAACUAAUUUGUUCCAUUUGGAAGCUGUCUAUGCAAAUUCAGAUGAACUGCCACCUGGAACAUUUCCCAAAAUUAGUUGCUUCACGAUUGGCCCUUUGCUUGGAUCUCAUGGUAGUAAGACAAGAGUUAAAGUUCGACUCCAUUUAAAUCUUCAUGGAAUUUUCAGUAUUGAAUCAGCUACAUUGAUUAAGGAUCAUGCAGAUGAUUCAGAAUUUGAUGCAAUGGAUAUUGAUCCCGUGUCUGAGACCUCAGAUAACACUAAUUUUGUUGCCAAUGGCGCUGAAGAUAGUACAAAUAAGCAUGAUUCUCCACGAAGUUCUGCUGAUAAUUCAAGAAAAGAUAAAGCUAACAGAAGGAUUCCUAUUCAAGUGAAUGAGAAUAUCUAUGGUGGAAUGAAAACGGCAGAGAUUUCUGAAGCCCAUAAAAAAGAACUCCAGUUAGCCCAACAGGAUAGAACUGUGGAGUUAACCAAAGAAAAGAAGAAUACUUUGGAGUCCUAUGUCUAUGAUACGAGGAGUAAGCUCUUCAAUACGUACCGGAGCUUUGCAAGUGAUCAAGAGAGGGAUGGCAUAUCUAGGAGUUUGCAAGAGACUGAGGAUUGGCUUUAUGAAGACGGUGAUGAUGAAACUGAGCACGCUUAUUCCUCAAAACUGGAAGAUCUGAAAAAGCUGGUGGAUCCUAUUGAGAAUCGAUACAAAGAUGAAGAAGAAAGAGCGCAAGCUAUAAGUAAUUUAUCGAAGUUCAUUUUAGAGGUUCGCACGUCUGCAAAUUCCCUUUCACCCCAGGAUAAAGAAUUGGUCAUCCAUGAGUGCGAUAAAAUUGAGCAUUGGCUAACAGAGAAGGUGCAACAACAAGAUUCUUUUCCUAAGAAUAUUGACCCGAUAAUAUGGUCAAGUGAUGUUAACAGCAAGACAGAGGAAUUAAACCUAACAUGCAAAAGGAUAUUAGCCAAGACUUCUCUAACUUCAGAAGACAAUGAUAAAGACAAGAUGGAUACUUCCAAUCAUCAUCUUUGAAUACAUUGACAAGGCGAAGCGAAAGCAAAAUUGAAGACAUAACUUUUCAUCACUGAUACUUUCUGACAAAUAUAGAAAAAAAGAUUUUCCUGCUCUGGGGUUUUGAAUGAGGCAAAUAUAAGUAGAUAUAGUCAUUAACAAUCAUUUGUUCUUCCAAGGUUUCUAGAGAUUUUUUAUUUUGAUAUUUUCUCUUAUUAUUUUCUGGUGUGAUAUAGUUUCUUCAAAUGAAUCAAAUAUGUUUUGCUUAGGUGAGAAAAAAAAUGCUUGAAUUUUGUAUAUGUAUUAUUGGUGGCACUUGUUUAUGCACUGUGCUAAACAAAAUUCCAAAAAGUUAAUUGGCCUGUGUUGGAGUCUGUGUGAAGCUUGUGGAGCAUGCAAUAAACUUAUAUUCUUGUAUGAACAUUUAAUCCUUAUUAAUUAUUAUUAGGGUUUAAUUA
Molecule: messenger RNA, 3055 nt
Organism: Cicer arietinum (chickpea)
Lineage: Eukaryota; Viridiplantae; Streptophyta; Magnoliopsida; Fabales; Fabaceae
Product: heat shock 70 kDa protein 16
Biological process (GO): protein folding
Cellular component (GO): nucleus; cytosol
Molecular function (GO): ATP-dependent protein folding chaperone; ATP binding
Source: RefSeq, a predicted model, not a curated record